CGAAACCGAUUGCGCCAAUCUACUGCUCAACCACAAAUCAAUUAAGCCCCAAUUCCUCAUCCUCCCCAAACAAGCAGCGCCAUGGCUCUCUCUCUAUCCACUUCAUUCCUCCACAGUAGUGUCCACGCGCCGCCGUCCCUCAAAGCCAAGGUGAAGGGAGCGGCCGGCAACAGUCCGGCGCGGUGGAGCUGCCGGAAGAAGGACAUACACCCAGAGUUCUACGAAGACGCCAAAGUUUACUGCAACGGUGAGCUGGUGAUGACGACCGGCGGAACCAAGCAAGAGUAUGUGGUGGACGUGUGGUCGGGCAACCACCCGUUCUACCUCGGCAGCCGCUCGCAGCUCCUCAUCGACGCCGAUCAGGUGGAGAAGUUCCGGAAGAGAUUCGCAGGCCUUGACGAGAUUAUGGAGAUUCCGGUGCUCAAGGGGGAGAUUGUGAUUCCCCCUAAGAGAAGAUCUGGAAAGGGCAAAAAGAAAUGAAUUACUCUUGCUGCUCUUCAAUUAAUUUAGGGUUUCGAACUGUAAUUGUUGAAUUUUUGUGAAGAAAAUAUGGGGAAAAUGUGCCACAAUGAACUGAUUUAUCUGAUCUUGAUUGUGUGUUGUUUAA
This is a messenger RNA of Andrographis paniculata, 607 nucleotides long. Its product is annotated as 50S ribosomal protein L31, chloroplastic. The coding region runs from base 82 to 480 and encodes 132 amino acids. The transcript has 2 exons. Gene Ontology annotation, biological process: translation. Gene Ontology annotation, cellular component: ribosome. Gene Ontology annotation, molecular function: structural constituent of ribosome. The record is from RefSeq and is a predicted model, not a curated record. Lineage: Eukaryota; Viridiplantae; Streptophyta; Magnoliopsida; Lamiales; Acanthaceae.